AUGAGUUCUACUAACCAAGGAAGUGAUCCAGCUGAAAACUCUCUCAAAAAUGCAGAAAAUGAACCACCAAAUGCCUGUGAGGAUGAGAAAGAACAUCCACUUCCUGAUACCAACAACAUUUCUCAGGAAGAAACCAGUGUAUCAGGCAUGGAGCCAAACUCAUCAAGUUCCCAGGAGGAUACAGAACCCCAGCCAGUAGAAAACAGCAAAUCUGAAGCAGAGAAGACUCAACAUGAUCCCCCAGAUGAAGAAUUAUUAGAAGACUCUCUUCCACUUCAGAUAUCUAUUCCUAGAAAGCUGACCAUUCCUAGGUUAAUAUUAUGUAGAAUUAUCUAUCUGAGUAUCCCACAACCACAAUCACAACUUCAUGAAAAGAAGAUCUUAUCUGAUAAAAUCAUGUUCCAUCUAGGGACAAUGCAGAUGACAAUAAGUGAUUACUCCCAUGUCCCUAUACAUGACAAGAUGCUGGAUCCCCGUUUCCUUGCAUGGCGAGUCCCAUUCUUUAAUACUGAUGAGAUAAGUAGGAUGAUUAUUCACCUGUUGUGCAGCAGAAAUUUCUCUCAGACAGAAUAUCACCAACGUAAUGCAUGGGUAAAACAAAAAUAUGUAGCAGUUCGUGAUUACCAAAAUGUCAUCAAUCUCCAAAGGAACAUAGUCUUUGGAAGGCCUCUGAGAGUAUACUACUACCAUCCUCUUUUGGAAAGACUAACUCAAAGGAAAACUACUAAGUUAUAUCAAAACAGGAAUGGAAACCAUCUUUCUGUGAGGCCAAGAUUCUACAUGUCUCAGUUCCGAACCCAGAAUACUAUCCAUGGAAAAGAUUUUAAAAAUAAUUGGAGAGCUCGUCAUAAGCUGAGGCUAGUAAUCGUAACCUACAACAAUAACUGGAAAUAA
Grammomys surdaster is the source of this 894-nucleotide messenger RNA. RefSeq names its product CPX chromosome region candidate 1 (gene Cpxcr1). The transcript has a single exon. The coding region runs from base 1 to 894 and encodes 297 amino acids. The record is from RefSeq and is a predicted model, not a curated record. Lineage: Eukaryota; Metazoa; Chordata; Mammalia; Rodentia; Muridae.